UCCUGAAAAGAAAAGAAAAAAAAGACGGGGGAGAGGAGAGGAGAGGGGACGACGGGACGGGAGCGGCGGAGCUGAGCGGCGCGGCGCGGCGGCUUCUGGCGCUGCUUCCUUGCCUCCCAAAUCCCCCUCGCGAGGAUCCAUCACCUUCUUCGUCUUCUUCGACAUUGCAGCGUAAUUGGAUCUUGAGCAAGAGGCGCCGAGGUUUCGCUGCUUCCUCCCGUCGCCGGCUUGUGGGCUACCCACCUACCCCCUGGUGCCGGUGCUGCUGCUUCCUCCGGGGUUGCACCCUCUCGUGCUCCGCCGCACUUGACCUGUUCGACGAAAUGCCGGGCUACUGACGCUCCUGCUUGAUCCGGCCUUGUCAUCCUCUAACUUGUCUUGUUGCUAAACUCAGUAGGUAGCUUACGUUCUGUCGCCACACUCUCGUUCUGCCUUCGAGAUAUCACCACCUUUCUCGAGACCUCUUACUUCGAUGAAAUGCUCGUGAGCUACGUCCUCACCUUCCCUUUUGCAAGACUGUGACCGCAUACUCAAUUGUGCUCUGUUCGCUCCGUGCUGACUCAACUUGACUGCUCGCGUGGCUACGCUGCUCCUCAUAACUCUAAGAUCGGUGUCCAGUGGUUCUUCCUCUUUCACGAGACCGUGACUGCAUACACAAUUGUGCUCUGUUCGCCCUGUGCUGCCUCCACUUGAUUGCUUCUUUGGCUACGCUGCUCUUGCUAACCCUAAGAUUGGUGGUGUUCUGCUGUUCUUCUUCUUCCUCUUCCGCGAGACUGUGACUCGAUAUUCAGGGCUGCAAGGAUCCCCAAGGCCUCUCCUUUGCUGGUGUGCUUGCUCGUCUGCGUCAAGUUGUUUCGUCGGACUUAUUGUGCUAAGGAGGUUGCUAUUCAUGUUUUAAGUCCCAAGGAUCUCAAUCAGAAGGGCUUGGUCAGCAAGAAAAAUUCAUUUUAAGGUCUUCUUUCUUUUAUUCUGGAUCCUUGAGAUCCAUGACCAACCUGUGUAUUCUUUUAUUCUAAACAACGGUCUUCGAUUCACAACAAGGGCAGAGCAGAAUGGAAGACACGACCAACGAGGUGGUCCAUACGCUUGAAUAUCAGCUAUUGCACGCUUGCCAUUAUGAAGAGACAAUGAUGGCUGAGAGCUUCUUGAAGAUGCCCUCAGGCCCAAAUUUUGAUCAUGUACAAUGGAACUUUCCCAGAUUGGUCAUGGAUCUCAAGGAUCCAGAUGAUCUGCAUUGCCUAACACUCAUGAAAACCUGUGCUCAUAAGAACAUCUUGCAACUGAAGACGGUUAAUGUAGAGGGUGCUCAUCUUGUAGUUUGGACCGAGCCAUACACAGGCAGGUUGAUUGAUUUACUCAGGAAAAUGAAAUCAAAUCUUGGCAAUCCCAUAUGUCCUCCUCCAUGGGUGGUUCCUUCAGAUGUACUGCAAAUAAUUGUGGACCAAGUACUUGAUGGCAUGGGACAAUUGAGACUCGAUGGCAAGUACCAUGGAAACUUUUCACUCGAAAACACGUAUUAUCACAUGGAAUCAGGGAAGCCAAUAGUCAAGCUUGCCAAUUUUAGAGUGAAAAAAGAAGCAAAAUUGCGGCAAUGCCAGUUAGAAGAUGUUUGGGAUAUUGCUCGUGCUCUUGAUGAGAUUUGCGUUAUCGCUGAAGAGUGUACUAGGACAGGACGGGUACCUUUGGACUGUUAUCUUGUUGCUGAUCUUUCAAAGAAGCUGAAAGAAGUUUCAUUAGGGGACUUGGUUACUGUUAUGAAAGACAUCAAGAAACAUAGCUUCUUUUGGGGCUCCUAUCAGAGGAAAAGGUUUUUCGUAUGUGAUCUGCCUUUCGCCUUAAGGAGCUCAGAUUUCAAGAAGGAUGUUGAAGCUUCGUCAACUCUCUGUACUAUACCAUGGGAUACUGAUCCAUAUUCUGGGCUCCUUCAAGACAUGAAUCAGUACCGCGCACUCCAUAAGAAGCAUGCAUACGAUGGAUCUAAGAAGACGGGAUUUUGUUCGUUCUGCAGCGGGUUAUACAGCCAUGAGUUUGAGCUUCCUGUCGUUCAGAAUAGACGUGUUUGCGUUGACAAGGUCCUUCAACAAAGACAUAGAAAAGCCUGUUUUGAGAUGGUGGGUAUGAUGCCCGACAGAGAGACCAAGUAUAUGCUAUCCAAAAAAGAGGCUGCAUGAGGUGCAUUGUGGACCACCUACCUUUUCUUGCUAUUUGAAGUGGAUGCGUCCUCCAAAGGCUGAAACUUAUUUAGCAUACUGCUGUAUGAAUAAAGAAAAGCAAACAAAUGCAAUGUAUAUUGUUCUGUUUUGGUUCCAGUGAUGAACUCUCAUGUAGAGCAUACUAAGAAGACUGUGGGGUUCUAGGAACAUUUUUGUCUGUUGUGUCACCUGCUACUGGCGUGGAGAGUAAAGAACCUAGAAUAUCUUAGUUCUGUUUCAUUCCCGGCUUCUA
Molecule: messenger RNA, 2445 nt
Organism: Triticum dicoccoides
Lineage: Eukaryota; Viridiplantae; Streptophyta; Magnoliopsida; Poales; Poaceae
Exons: 17
Coding region: 1053-2171 (372 amino acids)
Source: RefSeq, a predicted model, not a curated record